Messenger RNA from Podospora bellae-mahoneyi, 972 nucleotides. RefSeq lists its product as uncharacterized. Lineage: Eukaryota; Fungi; Ascomycota; Sordariomycetes; Sordariales; Podosporaceae. The record is from RefSeq and is a predicted model, not a curated record.
AUGAUUGAGGAAGCUUUCAACAAUCUCGACCAGGCGGUGCACUCCAACAUCUUUUGCAAGUUGCAUAACGCUCGUGAUACGGCAUCAAAGAGUGCCACCACCGCCAUCGAGAGAUGGUUUUCGCGCCCGAGAAAUGGUGGCUGCUGUAUGGCACAUUCCGCGCGGCGUUUCAGAGAUUUUAUCUCUCCCGGGUGGGAGAAGAUAUUUCCCGACCUCGUGACCAAGCAUCUCGUGCCCCUUGCCGACGGCAUGAUCAUGGAGCUACGUGCUUUCAGCAAUCUCCCAGCCGAGCGUCUCAACAAGCUGCCGGUGUUUUUUGCGGUGAGGCACCAGAUGACUCUCCUAGAGGGAAUCCUCCAGGACGUGCCGAAACUGAGCAAGCGCCUCAACGAUACACAAAAGUCUGCCAGUCGCAUGAUCGUCUCGACCAUCACGCAGAAUAUGAUACCAGCAUACCAAGCUUGCAAAGAGGAGAAAGGGUGCUUUAGACGGAUGAAAGAGCUGAUGACCACACAUUUUGAGACGAGACGGGACCCGAUGUUCAGAGCCGCAACUAAGAAAGUCGAGAAGACUUUGCUCGAGGGCUUGCGCGACUGCAGGGAGAGGGCUAUCGGAAAGGGCAGAGGGGUCGUUACGAAGACCGGCAGAGAAUUCAAGCGUGUGCUCUAUGUGGAGCACAGAAUCAAAGUCUCGGAGACUUCGAAGCGAGCCAUCGAAAACCUUCUGGCCACUGCCGAUCGAAGAUUCAAUGAGAUCCUGCAUGGCUCACCAUUGACACCAGGCACUGAGGUUCGGGAGAUGAACCGCUUGGCUGAGAAUGACGAUGGGUUUGAUCCAGCUCAGGACGAGCACCUGACAACUCCACCUGCUCAUGGAGAUGCUGAUUCUUCUGACGAACAUGAUGAUGCAGAGGUCCAGGAUCAAGAGAUGCACGAUCUUCCAGUGAAGAACGAGGAGCAUGAUGAGGAGUGA